This is a messenger RNA of Oryzias melastigma (Indian medaka), 3465 nucleotides long. RefSeq names its product solute carrier family 1 member 3a (gene slc1a3a). Gene Ontology annotation, molecular function: glutamate:sodium symporter activity; neutral L-amino acid transmembrane transporter activity; L-glutamate transmembrane transporter activity. Bases 212 to 1825 code for a protein of 537 amino acids. Gene Ontology annotation, cellular component: plasma membrane. Gene Ontology annotation, biological process: L-glutamate import across plasma membrane; L-aspartate import across plasma membrane; D-aspartate import across plasma membrane. The transcript is spliced from 10 exons. Lineage: Eukaryota; Metazoa; Chordata; Actinopteri; Beloniformes; Adrianichthyidae. The record is from RefSeq and is a predicted model, not a curated record.
UUCCUCUCUCCCGUCCUUCCUCCUCCCUUCUCCUCUUUCUCCUCUGCUGCUCCUCGGCGCUGGUUCACACCAUUCAGCUCAAAGCCAAAGAGUCUCCCUGCCCCUUUCAUUCAAUCCAACAGACACAUUUCUCCACCAGGAAGUUUUUCCUCAGACCUAAAGGUCACGUUUCUGGAGUUCUGUGGAAGAUCUAAAACUUCCGCCUGGAGUCAUGGCUCAAAGCCACCAACAGGAUCUACAGAGAAACCAAAGCGGUCUUCAACAAAUCAGUGCCAGGAUCCAGGCCCGGACAAUGCUCGCCAAAAAGAGAGUGGAGAACAUUAAGAAGAACGACGUGAAGGGAUUCUUCAUCAGAAAUGCUUUUGUUAUUCUGACUAUUGCUGCUGUAAUCAUAGGGAUAAUCCUGGGAUUUGCCCUGCGCCCUUACAAAAUGUCUUAUCGUGACAUGAAGUUCUUCUCUUUCCCUGGAGAGCUGCUGAUGAGAAUGCUCCAGAUGCUGGUUCUGCCUUUGCUUGUUUCCAGUCUUAUCACAGGUAUGGCUGCUCUGGACAGCCGUGCCUCUGGUAAAAUGGGCAUGAGAGCGGUGAUCUACUACACCACCACAACCGUCAUUGCUGUGUUCAUUGGCAUUGUCAUGGUGCUCAUUAUCCACCCUGGAAAAGGAUCCAAGGCCGAAUUUUCCAAGAAGCCACCGAUCGAGCAGGUCAGCGCUGCGGAUGCUUUUCUGGACCUGAUCAGAAACAUGUUUCCUCCUAAUCUUGUGGAGGCCUGCACAAAACAGUUCAAGACGCAGUAUGGCAAGAGGAUAGUCCAUGUGACAGUUACAGUGAAUGACUCAAUAUUCACCCUCAAUGGUAGCCAGCAGAUCGCUCAAGAAGAAAUGAUCCCCAUGCCGGGAUCCGUGAAUGGGAUCAAUGCCCUGGGCUUGGUUGUGUUCUCCAUGUGCUUCGGUCUGAUCAUAGGGAAAAUGAAGGAACAGGGACAACCUCUAAGAGACUUCUUUGACAGCCUCAAUGAAGCCAUCAUGAGGCUGGUUGCUAUAAUAAUGUGGUAUGCCCCUGUUGGCAUCCUGUUCCUUAUUGCUGGUAAGAUUGUGGAGAUGGAGGACAUUUCAGCGAUGGGUGGUCAACUGGGAAUGUAUACAGUGACAGUUAUCAGUGGCUUGCUUAUCCAUGCUAUCUUAGUCCUCCCAACACUUUAUUUCAUUAUCACACGAAAGAACCCCUUUGGGUUCAUUGCUGGGCUGCUACAGGCUCUUAUAACUGCGCUUGGAACAUCGUCAAGUUCUGCCACAUUGCCCAUCACCUUUAAAUGCCUGGAGGAAAACAACAAGGUGGACAAGCGUGUGACACGCUUUGUGCUCCCUGUUGGUGCCACCAUAAACAUGGAUGGCACAGCAUUAUAUGAAGCUCUGGCUGCCAUCUUUAUCGCUCAGGUCAAUGACUACAGCCUCAACUUUGGACAAAUUCUCACUAUCAGUAUUACAGCCACAGCUGCCAGCAUUGGAGCGGCAGGAAUACCUCAGGCAGGACUGGUGACUAUGAUGAUCGUGCUAACGUCUGUAGGUUUGCCCACUGAUGACAUUUCACUGAUCAUUGCUGUCGACUGGUUCCUAGACCGAUUGCGGACCACCACCAACGUGCUGGGAGACUCCAUCGGCGCAGGAAUCGUUGAGCACUUGUCUCGCCACGAGUUGCAAAAGAAGGACCCUGAAGUUGGCAACUCGGUGGUGGUGGAGGAGGCCGACAAGAAGCCGUACAAGAUCAUCUUCCAAGAGAAUGAGUGUGAGAAUGAGAGGCUCACAGACAGUGAGACCAAGAUGUAAAGAAAGGUUUACUGCUCAUUUUUCUUAAAAUAUUCAAUUGCAUUGUGAUGAACCAAAAUCUUGAUUUUAUUUUUAUCAUCUCAGUUUGGGAUUUAGACUCCAAACUUGAGUUUAACCUGUGUACUGUCCCUUCAUUUUUUAUACCUACAUGUCAAGAGGUGUUUAAUUCUUAUAGAAUGGCAGCUGUUUACUAUUAUAAAUGAAUUACAAAGUCCAGUGGUCAGUAGCUUGCAUUCCAAAUCCAGCUUGUUCAAUUGUGAUAACUAAAUAUGCCCACACGAGGCCAGUAUUGCUUUGACUUUAAACAACUCAUGGGAACCUUUUUUUGUGUGUUUGUUCUUUUUUCUGGCUUGUUUUUGAUCUAAAACAAGUUUUAUAUGGCAACAAUUAAGUUUUACUAUUUGCAAAUCCAAUUGGAUUUUACAUAUUGAACACACAAACAACUGUUUGGCCAAUGCUGAGGAAGAAGUCCCAAUUAUAGAGGUUUAUUUGAUUAUUUGUGGCUUUAAUUUCAGCAAUUUUAUGUACACAUACCAUUUAAUUUCUUUGGUCACAUUUAAAGUUUUUCUCUUAAAUGGUUUAAAACUGUUGGGGUUGUUUCUGGGAAAACAAAACUGACAGAAUAUAUAAUUUAGCAGUGAAAAACCAAACAAACCACGCCAAAUAUUUUUAUACUUUGUAAAUAAUUUCAAAAUUUGACACAGUUUUAACUAAAAAUAGGAACUAUUUGAAAAUCAACCAAAAACAUUCAUGGUUCAACAGAUUUCUCCAAGAUUUAAAAAAUAAAAAGGGGCAGCAUGUUUCUGAGAUAAAUAUUUGUAAUUUCAACAUUUACUUCUUAUUCAACUAUACAUUUUUAAUCACAAUUUAGAGUUGUUUUAGUACAAUUUUAGACUUGAUGGUUCACUAAAAUUAAAAUCUUUUGAAAAAACUAAAAACCAGAUUAAAACCUGUUUAAUUAUUGCCUCACUAUUUAGCAUUGUACCUUCACCCUUUAGCUCAUUAAUGUGAAAAUUGUGUCUUGAAAGUAAUAAUGAAACAAUCCUUACAUUGUUUUUGACUUUGAUAUAUAAAAGCAAAAAUAUUACAACUGUUUUCUAUUAGAGGAAUAAAUAAUUAUGUUACUAUAAAUUUUUAACAUCUGUUUUGUUUUUUAAAUUCACAAAAACAUGUUUUUUUAGUUGUAUAGAUGGUUCAUUUAAACUUGUAGAAUUUGUAUAGAGAGAUGUAGAUCAAUUCAAAAACUGUUGUAGAAUAAAAGUUAAAACAUUGUAUAGUUUAAGAUACAAUCGCUUUACUAUAAUGAUGUAAUGAUAAAACUAAUCCUUACAAAUGUGAACUCUGAUUGAUGGGACCAAAUCUCCCUUAGUUAGAAACUAAACGUUUGUGUUCUCAGCUUUUGGACUCCUCUUGAUACACACAAACACGGACACAGACACAUGCACAGUGUGUGGAGCAAGUAAAAUGACUUUACCAAAAAUAAAAAAAGAUUACUACUUAAUGUUAGUGUUCCAUCGGGGUUGAGUCCACACAGUUGAGAGAGAGAAAAUGCACACACAGAAAAAUGAAGAAAACUAUAAAUGGAUGUAUAUAAGUUUAUCUUGCAUGUAUGUUUUUUUUUAAUAAAAGUGGCGAAACAA